Molecule: messenger RNA, 1491 nt
Organism: Aspergillus aculeatinus CBS 121060
Lineage: Eukaryota; Fungi; Ascomycota; Eurotiomycetes; Eurotiales; Aspergillaceae
Exons: 3
Coding region: 1-1491 (496 amino acids)
Source: RefSeq, a predicted model, not a curated record
AUGGCUCACCAAGCCCACAGCAUCAGCUGGAACAUCCUCGCCCAGAACCUCCACCACCGAUUUGCCUCAGCCUCCCCGGACACCUCCCACCUCGUCUCGGAUCUGUACUUCCGGUUCCGGCCCGCCCAGGGCAAGGAAAUCGGCUACUUUGCUGAGUCCUUCGCCCGCGCCAUCGAGGAGCACACUCACACCGAACGGCGGAAGUACCCGGCGCAAUAUGAUCGCAUCCAACCAGAUGAUUUGGUUUUGAAUGAUCGUGUCGCGGAGAAACUCCGGCCUGUAGCGUACAAGUGGUGCACGGCCAACGAGGACCACAAAUGGCCUUACAGGACGGCUGUUAAGGCGGAAAGCCCUAACAUUAGUGCCGAAAGGUCCAUGGAUCAUUGCGGAUGCCCGUUACCCUACAACGAGCGGCUGGGAUCGGCCUUUCUGCGCCGCUACCGACACAACGACUGCUACAAAUUCAUGGACGUCAACGCCGAUGCGUUCUACAACAUACAAGUGGUGAGCAGUCUCAUGCUCCUCGGGGAGAUGGACCCUGUGCUACGGCUGGCCGCCACCCCAGACAACGAUCUGGCGAAGUGGAUGGAGAUGUACGAAUGUAAUUGCAUGACCCCCGACCGCGGCUGGGACAAGCUCUUCACCGGCGCCCUGCAGAUGUACCUGACCCUGAACAUCCUCUACAGCAUCCCCGAGCUCUGGGACCCGGCCUCGCGCCAGGCCGCCAAUAAGAAGAAGUCCGACGGGUACCGCCACACCCGGAUCUACCAGCGCACGCUGCGGCGCUGGACCUUCGAGGGCUCCUCCAACGAGGUCGCCCAGUACCUCCACCGCCGGUUCUUCGGGCUCGACGGCCACUUCCACUGGCAGACCCAGGUCACCCGCUACCUUCGAGAGCCCGGGUUCCUGCCGCUGCUGGAGGCGAGCACCGACGUCCGGGACGCGAGGCUGGGGUGGUUGAACGAUGCCGACUGCCCGAGCGAGACGGCUGCCUCCGGUCCUACUCUGGUCCUGACCAACCAGACCUUCCCCUACGGCCAGGUGCCGUUCGAGGUGUUCCUGAACUGCGGGGGGAAGGCGGCCUAUCGACCGCGGUUGACGGACGUCGCGCGCGUCGAGGCCUAUCUGCGAGUGCGCGGGGGUCUCCCGCAGGAGUUGGUGGAGUAUAUCACGGCGCUGGCCGAGUACGAUGGUCAGCAUGCGCGACGACUGCCGGUCCCGCACGAUCCGUUGCACCGCGCGAACCGCGCGGAGUUGCGCGACUACCUGACGCGAUGCUGGCAGGUCAUGGUGCGGUGCAAUAUGCUGGCGCAGGAGGUAGGGAAGAGGAUCGACUGGGUCGCGCAGGUGGUCGAGACGUUGGAUAGGCUGGUGGCCAAGCCGCCCGGGAAGAAGCUGUUCAGGCGCGAGCUGAUGUACCAGUAUUGGCAGGUGACUAUGGCGGGCGGGAGUGGAGAGCUGCCGCAUCGGUUUCGCUCGUACGAUAGGUAA